Messenger RNA from Schistocerca gregaria, 3503 nucleotides. RefSeq lists its product as uncharacterized. The coding region runs from base 41 to 3361 and encodes 1106 amino acids. The record is from RefSeq and is a predicted model, not a curated record. Gene Ontology annotation, molecular function: protein binding. Lineage: Eukaryota; Metazoa; Arthropoda; Insecta; Orthoptera; Acrididae. The transcript has 49 exons.
AUCAUUUAACAAUAUAUCUGGCAGCUUCUCAACUGCUGGCAUGAAUCGUAUUGAAUAUCUUGAUAUAUCAAGCAAUCGAAUUACGAAAUUUUAUACUAAUGACUCAUUAAAUCUAAUUAAUCUCAAAUAUCUCGAUAUAUCCAACAAUCUCAUUAAUCAAUCUAUUCAUGAAUAUUUUAUCAAUGGUCGCCUAUUACACUUAAAUAUGUCCUUGAAUCAAAAUCUUACAGGCGAUAUAUACCAUUCGUAUCUUAAUUUUAAGGCUUUGAAGACGUUGGACGUGUCUAAGACCAUGUUGUCUAAAAGUCUGAAUCCGAUACGGCAUCCAGAACUUAAGAAGAUAAACAUUUCAAAUAGCCUUAUAAUUAUGGAUGUAGAUUAUGAUUACAGUAAAAAAGGCUUAGAACUUGUCGAAAACAUGGAUGGAUCCUAUUGUUACAUAAAUAUUAGUGAUUUUAACUUAUCUAAUUUACGCGUUUUAAAUCUUUCCAAUUUGGAUCCUCGAUCUAGUAUUUCUUCUAUCAUACCAAAUAAAUAUUUGCAUACACUGGAUAUAUCAAACAGCUACUGUGUUAAUAAGCUAUUAGAGUAUCGUGAAACCAUUAAAACACUUAAAUGCUCUAAUGCUACUAAGGCCGAAAGGAUUAGUGAUAUAGCAGACUUAAAGACAAUUGAAUAUCUUGACGCUUCCAUAAACUCCUUACGUUAUAUCGAUGAAAUCCGUGACGCAAUCAAGUUAAAGCAUCUAAAUUUGUCUGGUAACCUUAUCGAGAACAACUUGUCGGCAAUUUCAAAAAAUGAAGGCAGUUUCGAAGCAUUAGAUCUAUCGCACAAUAAAUUUUUUGGGAACAUUUCGGAGGAGUUUGUUUCUAAAAAUAACAAACUGCAACUUCUUAAUAUAUCACAUAAUAAUCUUUCUGGAGAUAUCACUGCAUUGUCUAAGCUUCAAGAUAUUAAAUAUCUUGAUUUAUCGUAUAAUAAUUUCAACAGUAGUACAAUCAGUGUGAUCAAAUUAGACAAUCUGAAAUAUUUAAAUCUAUCUAAUAAUCAUAUGUUCGGCAAUCUAUUGAGUAUUAUUGUAUCCAGUUCUCUGGACACACUGGAUUUGUCAAAAAACUAUUUUGGUGAUAAAAUUGAUCUCAGCUUAUUCAAAAACCUUAAACACCUUGAUAUAUCUUAUAACAAAUUCAAAGAAGGGGAUGUUUUUCCUUCCAUCGUAGAUAUGAAAUUUGAAUAUCUUGAUUUAUCGUAUAAUAAUUUCAACAGUAGUACAAUCAGUGUGAUCAAAUUAGACAAUCUGAAAUAUUUAAAUCUAUCUAAUAAUCAUAUGUUCGGCAAUCUAUUGAGUAUUAUUGUAUCCAGUUCUCUGGACACACUGGACUUAUCAUCUAAUCGUUUUAGUGGAUUAAUUCCAUUGAAUCUUUUAGAAUCUAACAUUAGGUUUCUCAAUUUGUCAAACAACGAGUUUACAGGAUAUAUUUCAUACAUAAUAUACAAAAGCAAAACCAUAGAAUACAUUGAUUUCUCUAAUAAUCAACUUGUUGGCCGUAUUCCUAAUUUUGCAGCUAUCAAUAGCUUGGUAUAUUUAAAUUUGUCUCAUAAUCAAUUAGAUGGUAGCCUCCCUGUUCAAACAGCAAACGCAAGCUUACAUACACUGGAUUUAUCAUACAACAAACUUACUGGAAAAAUUAAUCUUUCUUAUAGUAGUCUUAAGUAUCUCAAUUUGUCAAAUAAUGAAUUUAAUGGGAAAAUAAACCCUACCUUGUUUGACAUACCGAAUCUUGAGUUCAUAGACUUAUCUAAUAACCAAAUUCGUUCUGGUGAUAAUGAUAUCAAAAUUAAAACAAUUCAAACAAAGCUGAAAUAUUUUGAUGUUUCAUGCAAUUACCUUACAUCAAGUGUCCUGAUUAGUCAAUUUGAAAAUAUUGAUUAUUACAACGCAUCUUAUAAUCGUUUGAAUUUUUAUACUGAUAGAUUCAAAAGCCCAUCCAUUAGAACAUUAGAUGUAUCGCAUAAUGCUCUGAGAGGUCAGGUAUAUAACAUAGGUAACACCCCUCAUUUAGAAUAUUUAGACUUAUCACAUAAUUCGAUAGAUUAUAUUGCCCUAAGGAGUUCUUAUCCUACUAAGCUGAUAACAUUAAAUCUUUCAGGGAUAUCUCGUAUUUCGUUUGAUGAUGCGUAUAAGUAUACAACUAUAAAACAUCUUAACAUAUCAGGUUGUAAUAUUGAAGGCGGUCGUCAUUUAAUGAAUUUCUUGGUAUCUAAAAUUAUUGAAUCUAUCGACUUUUCUUCUAGCAAAACAGGUAAAGAAAUUCCUCAUAUUAGUGCUCCUCGUUUGAAAUAUUUGAACAUUUCCAAUUCAUUUAACGGCUAUGUACCUAAUGAUGGGCGUUUCUUUUAUAUGGUGGAUAUAAUCACACUGGAUAUAUCAAAUAAUAAUAUUGACGUAUUAUAUGAUGAUUUAAAAAUUAACAGAUUUAAGAAGCUCGAAUACCUUGAUAUAUCCAAAAAUCCUAUUAAAGGGAGGGCCUAUGUGGAGAAUCCAAAAAUUGAACACUUUGAUGCUUCAUCAACUCGUUUGCAGAGUAUUAAUAUUUCUCAGCCUUCCAUACAAUAUUUAAAUUUGAGCAAAUCCAGUAUAGCAACUAAUUUUGAUAUUAAUAGGACCGCUAUUAGGAUACUAGACAUCUCGUCGAUGAGUAAUACGCUCAAUUUUAAAGUGUUUGAGCUGCUUAAUUCUUUUAAAAAUAUUGUAUUUUUCAAUGCAUCAGGCAACAAGAUACUUGAAAAUGCCAUCUUACUAGAUAGUCAUACGUACCUCAAUACAUUCGACAUCUCGUCCUGCAGACUUGAUGCAAUCAUCUCUUUUAUGGGAAAUCUUCCAAACCUCUCCAUUCUAAACGUUUCAAACAACAAACUUACCUCUAAUAAUGCCCAACGUUUAUCUCGUUUUACGAAUCUCACUAUUGUAGAUCUCUCAAAUAACAGACUUGAUGGACCUAUCCCCCAAUUUAAUAAGCUUAAAAAUAUUAAAAUCAUUCAAAUUUCAGAGAAUAACUUUUAUGGUUUCGUUCCUUCUUUUUUUGGUCUUGAUAAACUUACAUUUGUUGAUUUAUCCAGGAACAAUCUCUCUGGCUCCUAUAAAUUUGUUUAUAACCAUCCUAACUUGACAUAUUUUGACAUUCACGAUAACAAAGUAGAUGUCUGUAAUAUAGAUUUUUAUGACACCGUUUAUACAAAAACAAAUGUCUUUUCAGGCAAAUGCAAGGUUCCUGUGUUUGCUAACGGAUCGUGCAAUUACAGAAAAAACGGUCCCUGUGAAUAUGUCCCAUUCGGUCGUUGGACAUACUCUGAUGACUGAUGUAAAUCUUAUCAUUCAUCCUGCAUUAUAUAUACUUGAUCUGAAAGAAACCCAAGAUACAUACAGACCGUUUCAGAAUUAAUAAAUAUCAAUCAUGGCUCUUUAGACAAUUUUUUUUUAACAAAAAAAAAAAAAAAAAGUA